GAAAAAAUAAUAAUCUUUCCUUAUUUAAGGAGCGGGACAGCAAGUCCUGGUCUUUUGACUCGGGCUGGGCUCUUCCUCAUACAUGAUUUUGAAUAUAUGCAUACUUAUGCAUACUACUGUUACCUCCAUGCCUGCAAUCAGUUCAAACCAGCAUGUCCAACAUCCGCAACGGGUAAUGUUAAUCACAUACCCUCGGACAGCAUCAAACCUGUUGAUCAAAAUGCUAUCCUUGGAGGAUCAGAAAAAUGUGCUGUCGAACAGAAUGGGCGGGUAUUUCUUUUGGGAUGCCUACAUGAAGGGGCGUAGAAAUGGGCACAUCUACAAGCCAAUUGCACAUUGGACGGCGGAUGAUAUUGAGGAAACGCGGCAACUGUUUCAGCAAUGCGUUGAUAACCUGGAAGACAUGUCCCAAGCUGCCGAGGCCCAAGACAAGGUGUUAUUUGGGAAAGAACAUGUUUCCUGGUUUGCCAACCCGGCAGUGACCAGUGGCCAUCUAUUUGAUGAUGAUGAUGGGAGUGAGGACCAAUACGCUAUGCCAUUUUGUCUUGACUUCCCAGAGAGAUACGGCUCUGCGUCGGCGUUUUCCCCUGAGAACCCAACGGUCCUUCCGGAUGAGUAUCUCAAAUCGUGGACGCAGACCUUUCUUAUCAGACAUCCUGCCCUGGCGUUUCCAUCCUUCUAUCGCGCAAUGAAUAGUCUGCAUGAUGAAGGAUGUGCUGAUCCCCACGAAUUAAUCCCACUGAUGAAACUUUCCUCAACCCUGUGGUGGACCCGGCAACUCUAUGAAUGGUGCUGCAAGAAUAGCGCAAACACAUUGACAGGCCAUGGCAGCGAGCGUGAGAGGCUCCCGAUUGUCUUGGAUGCGGAAGAUAUCAUCCACAGCCCAUCUGUCCUUCUUCGAUACUGCGAGCUGGUUGGCUUGGAUCCUGGCAAAGUCAAGUUUCAAUGGAACAAUCAGACGAAACAGUCAAAUGUUAUCGAGGCGGUGAUGAAAGCGACUCUGGACCAUUCGUCCGGGCUGCUGCCCGAGAAAACCCCCGCGAUAAUUGAUAUCUCCGCGGAGGCAGACACAUGGAUCGAUGAGUUCGGAGAGGAGGUGGGGAAACUCAUCGAGAAACUGGUUCGCGAUGCAAUGCCGGAUUAUGAGUUUCUACGGGAGAGGAGGUUGAAAGUGGCGCAUAAGUGAAAUCAGCUUUACUCCUUCCUGGCCAUGUCUCAUCAGUCGCCUGCUUCUUCUUUUUCUUUUUUGGACACUUUAAUCGAUUUAAUUUUCUUUCACCUCUAGACUGAUAGUCCUUCUGUUCUGAGUGGCCAUCGCCCAGUGAGGUCUGGACCCAUCCAUUCAGUCCAUAUCACAAUUAUUUCGUAGACUAGCCGUAAUUAUAGAAAUGCAAGCUGCCAUAGCUUGGCCUUACUGACUUUUUCGG
Messenger RNA from Aspergillus wentii DTO 134E9, 1427 nucleotides. RefSeq lists its product as uncharacterized. The transcript has a single exon. The record is from RefSeq and is a predicted model, not a curated record. NCBI's taxonomy places the organism in Eukaryota, Fungi, Ascomycota, Eurotiomycetes, Eurotiales, Aspergillaceae. The coding region runs from base 221 to 1186 and encodes 321 amino acids.